AUGGACGCCGCAGGUGCAGCCGCUUCCUCUCAGGCCCAGGCGCGCCCUCGCAAGCGCCCUCGCACGACGCGCGUUUCGGAAGCCGGAAAUACUGCUGCCACGGCUCCAGGCCCGCUUGGCCCCGUCGCACAAGCCGCACAGGGCUGGGGUCCCGCCACCGUCGCGACCAGUCAUCAUGGCCAGGCCGUGCGCGCUUCGGUCGACACCGUGCAUCCUCACGCACCUCAACAGCCUACCUUCUCGCAGCAGCUCGAUGCUCGAUCCCACCAGGUUGCCGAGCCCGACUCAUUGAUGAACGGCUACAGCGCCCCGCAGCAUACCCAGUACCCGGACUCGCAAUCCACGCUUGCCCAAGCCUCGCAGCCCGACACCUCGGGCUUGACCAGUUUGAGCGCCCUUGCCGGCGACCACCAUCAACAACACCAGCACGCCGGCCACGGUCCGCCGCACCAUCAGGUCCAGCAUCAACAACCAACACAUCCACACCAACAGCACCAGCAACAGCAACGCGCCGCCGCUGCCUCAGCUGCCAGUAAGCAAGACUCCCGAGUCCUGUUCCAGCAACAGCAGCAGUACGGCGCGGCCCAUCCCUCCGAGGCGUCUUCCGCCGCCGCCGUGGCGAGCUCCUCAUCUGCGGCCGGCUACAACCUGUCGGCCUGGACCGUGAAUACGACCACGUCGAGUCCCGCUCCCCCACAGCCCGCGCCCGCGCCAGCUCCGGCGCCAUCCUCUAUGCCUCCUCAGUCGCCCGCCCUGGGCUCGACCACCACUACAACGGCGGGCCUGGCGCCGCCCCCCGAGGGUAUUUACCGCUCGUUCGAGGACCUGCUUGCCUCUGUUCAGCGCACAGCGAAGGAGCAAGGUUAUGGCAUCGUGAAGCUUCGUGCUAGCAACUAUCGUGACGGCAAGCCGACGCGUUAUGACCUGGUUUGUGACCGUGGUGGUGUCAAGUACAGCAGCACGGCGAAGAAACGGAACCCGAGUACGCGCAAAGUCGACUGCCCGUGGCGCGCAAAAGCUGUGUGUGAAGUUAGUCUUGGACACCAGUGGCGUUUUGCGGUGCAGGAAGCCCGCCAUAAUCACGAGGCCCGUAUCCCCGCCGCCGUACCCGGUCAAGAAAACACGCCUGUUGCCCAGAGCAUCCGGAGUCUUACUAACAAAGUGGACCGUAUGGCUCAUGAGGUUCAGCAAGGCUUCACUCGGAUCGAGCAAAUGCUCGUGGCGCGUCUGGAAAACAUCGAGAAGCGUCUUGAGGCUCUUGAGAGCGGUCGCUCUGCCGCUGCUGCUGCGGCCGGCAUGCUCGGCGGUCCCGGUAAUGCAGUUCCCCAGAUGGGCGGUCCUCCCAGCAUGCCGCCCGCCAAUAUGGGCGGUGCCAGCAGCUUAGGCAACGGCUCCCUCGCCAAUGGCGGCAUGCAGCCGCUUGUUGAUAGUCGUCUGAGCGGCGUUGAAAGCCGUCUGUCGCAGAUGGAGCCCCGCAGCCUGGACGGUUUGCAGAUGAUGGAUGACGACGCCGGCCGGCUGUCGAUGAUGGUUAACUCUUAG
Thermochaetoides thermophila DSM 1495 is the source of this 1542-nucleotide messenger RNA. RefSeq lists its product as uncharacterized. Bases 1 to 1542 code for a protein of 513 amino acids. Lineage: Eukaryota; Fungi; Ascomycota; Sordariomycetes; Sordariales; Chaetomiaceae. The record is from RefSeq and is a predicted model, not a curated record. The transcript has a single exon.